AUGCUUACAUUACAACGCGCGUGUGUUGACUGCUGCUGCUCUAGUCAGACGAAGUCAAAGUGCUCUUUGGCGAAUCUAAUUGUGAAUACCACAAUCUUCUUCUCAGAGUUUGUACCUGCCGGAACGAAUCUAACAUUUCCUGACCAAGAUCCAUCGUGUGCUUCAACGACCUCAUCUCAGGUGGUUCUUGCAGACAUGUGCAGAGUGGCUAUGAACGUAUCCACUUCGACUCAAUCUGGGAUUGCUAUGGAAGCUUGGCUCCCCCAGAAUUGGACGGGAAGGUUUUUGAGCACUGGGAACGGUGGACUAGGUGGAUGUAUUCAAUAUGUCGACCUAGCAUACACGACGGCUCUUGGAUUUGCGACUGUAGGCGCCAACAAUGGCCACAACGGGACUAGCGGAGCAUCGUUCUAUCACAAUCCGGAAGUCCUUGCUGACUUCACCUAUCGAUCCAUCCAUACGAAUGCAGUAGUUGGAAAAGAAAUCACCAAAUUGUUUUACGGUGCACCCCAUGAUACCUCCUACUAUCUGGGAUGCUCUGCUGGAGGUCGACAAGGCUACAAGGCUAUGCAAGAUUUCCCUGAUGAUUUCGACGGAAUUGUCGCCGGUGCGCCUGGAAUCAAUUGGAAUUCCCUAAUGUCUUGGGAGGAUUACAUUUAUAGCAUCCUGGGAAACGCUUCCUCUCCUACCUUUAUAUCAAGCGAGCAAUGGAUUGGUCUUGUCCACAACGAUAUUUUGAAGCAAUGCGACGCGAUUGACGGAGUCGUUGACGGUAUCAUCGAGGAUCCGAGUUUGUGCGAUUAUAAACCAGAAGAACUGAUAUGCAGUCCUUCUGGGAAUGUGUCGGAUUGCCUCACUGCGGAACAAGCACAGGCGCUUCGACUGGUAUUCAGUCCCCUGUACAACACAACCGGAAAGUUGAUGCAUCCGAGGCAGCAGCCUGGAAGCGAGAAUGCUGACUAUGUUGGAGAAAUGUACGGUGGGGAAUUGAUACAAUUUUCUGCGGACUGGUUCCGCUAUGUUGUCUAUAAUCCUUCUUUGGACAUCGCAACACUUAACGUUACUGACUGGACUCACGCAGAAGAGCUGAAUCCGUUCAACAUUGCGACAUGGAAUGGCAAUCUCUCUGAUUUCAGAUCGCAUGGGGGGAAAAUGCUCACGUAUCAAGGUCAAGCAGACAUGAUAGUAUCACCCAUUAACGCGGAGCUGUAUUAUGCCCAUGUCGAGCGAACAAUGAGUCUCCGACCCAAUGAUUUAGAUGACUUCCUGCGUCUCUUUCGCAUCAGCGGAAUGAGCCACUGUGCGUCGGGCCCUGGAGCAUGGGAGAUCGGUCAAACUCUUCCGGGAGUGAAUGGGGAAUUGACCGAGGAGACCUUGAAUCCCGAGAGGAAUGUAUUGACCGCUCUGGUACAAUGGGUGGAAGAGGGAGUUGCACCGGACACGAUCUUGGGAACAAAGUACGUGAAUGAUACGAAGGAGCUGGGGGUGCAGUUUAGCAGGAGACAUUGUCGGUAUCCUCUUCGGAACACGUACGAUGGGACAGGCGAUAGCACAGAUCCUGAAAGCUGGUCUUGUCAAUGAACUGUAAUGAAGAAAACGCUUCGUACAUACAGAAUGAUUCAAUCGUGUAUGUAGUCCUGAGCUUCUAAAAUUGGUGUAAACCUUCCAGACCUGCGCAGCACAAAAGCUGAUGUCCGCAGGACACCGUAAUACCAACGGGUUUGCUGCGAGAUGCGGCGUAGGGUGUUUAUGUAUCAAUGCAGUGACUAGAGCUCCACUGUGUGGAGCAUUGAAGACAGCUGGAAUUGAGGCUCCUUCGUUGCAUGGCAAGAGAUUGACAGAUUUGAACGUACCCUCGAUACCACGGAGUAAAUAUUUGGGGUGGAAAUUUGAUCACUGAUAAUUCUUGCGUGUUCUUGUACUACAGUGUGCAAUGGGUAUGUAGCAGAAACCUGCGAGAACCUGGCAAGAGGAAUUGUCUGUGUAAGGCUUGGUAAAUUAUGAGGCGAGAAUGAAGAUG
Messenger RNA from Lentinula edodes (shiitake mushroom), 2020 nucleotides. RefSeq names its product Tannase/feruloyl esterase. NCBI's taxonomy places the organism in Eukaryota, Fungi, Basidiomycota, Agaricomycetes, Agaricales, Omphalotaceae. The transcript has 5 exons. The record is from RefSeq and is a predicted model, not a curated record. The coding region runs from base 1 to 1581 and encodes 526 amino acids.